AUGGCAGUUGAGAAGGCUGGCAUAGCCAAAGAUGUUACUGAAUUAAUUGGAAAAACCCCAUUGGUGUAUCUGAACCAUGUUGUGGACGGUUGUGUUGCUCGUAUCGCUGCCAAAUUGGAAAUGAUGGAGCCCUGCUCUAGUGUAAAAGACAGGAUUGGCUAUAGUAUGAUUGCAGAUGCAGAGGCGAAGGGGCUUAUUACACCAGGGCAGAGUGUCCUCAUCGAGCCAACAAGUGGUAAUACUGGAAUCGGGUUAGCCUUCAUGGCAGCAGCUAAACGCUACAGGCUUAUCAUUACAAUGCCUGCUUCAAUGAGUCUUGAGAGAAGAAUCAUCCUCCGGGCCUUCGGAGCUGAGUUGGUUCUCACAGAUCCUGCGAAGGGCAUGAAAGGUGCUGUUCAGAAGGCUGAAGAGAUAUUGGCUAAGACACCUGAUGCCUACAUGCUUCAACAGUUUGAAAAUCCUGCCAAUCCGAAGGUGCAUUACGAAACCACCGGACCAGAGAUAUGGGAAGGUUCAGGCGAGAAAGUAGAUGCUUUUGUUUCUGGGAUAGGUACAGGUGGAACUAUAACAGGUGCAGGGAAAUUUCUAAAAGAGAAGAACCCUAACAUAAAGCUGUAUGGUGUGGAACCAGUUGAAAGCCCUGUCCUAACUGGAGGAAAGCCUGGUCCACACAAGAUCCAAGGAAUAGGAGCUGGUUUUAUCCCGGGUGUUUUGGAAGUCAACAUCAUUGAUGAAGUUAUUCAAAUAUCAAGUGACGAAGCAAUUGAAACUGCAAAGCUUCUUGCACAUAAAGAAGGUUUGCUUGUCGGAAUAUCAUCCGGAGCUGCUGCCGCUGCUGCAAUCAGGAUUGCAAAGAGACCAGAGAAUUCUGGAAAGCUCAUUGUUGUGAUUUUUCCAAGCUUUGGGGAGAGGUAUCUGUCCUCUGUACUGUUUGAGUCGGUGAGACGGGAAGCUGAAAGCAUGACUUUCGAGCCCUGA
Messenger RNA from Prunus armeniaca (apricot), 978 nucleotides. The record is from the annotation of a GenBank genome assembly. NCBI's taxonomy places the organism in Eukaryota, Viridiplantae, Streptophyta, Magnoliopsida, Rosales, Rosaceae.